Pseudocercospora fijiensis CIRAD86 is the source of this 360-nucleotide messenger RNA. RefSeq lists its product as uncharacterized. The transcript has 3 exons. The record is from RefSeq and is a predicted model, not a curated record. Bases 1 to 360 code for a protein of 119 amino acids. NCBI's taxonomy places the organism in Eukaryota, Fungi, Ascomycota, Dothideomycetes, Mycosphaerellales, Mycosphaerellaceae.
AUGUAUGCCAGCCUACGAAGCCUGCCCAUGCAUACAAAAACCAUCUCAGGGUGCGAUCGAAGGAUCUCACGGGACUUCCUGCUUUUUGGAAAGCAAACACUCGAGGGAAGCGGCUUGAGGAGGUAUCGCGCGAGUAGAUGUCGGGCGGAGACCAGCAUUCUGCCAUGGCCGCGGCCAUCUCAACAUUGCACUGGAAAUGUAUGCGACAAUUCUUGUUCAUAUGAACAAGAAGCAGACGCGGGAAGGCUCGGAGCUGGCUCCUGCUUUUCCGCCGCGGCAAAGCCAAAAGUUGAAGGCUUGGCCAGAAUUUAUUUGACCUUCACCAGCCAACAUUUUCCUCUCAGCGCACUGAUCGCAUAA